AUGGCGAGACUGCUGCUGGCACUGGCUGCCCUCACACUCGCCACUGCUCUCGCCGCCGUGCCUGGUCCGACCGCCACCGCCUCUCUCCCGAACCCCAUCUCGUACCAACUGCACUCGUACGACGACCUCGACUUGUGGCCACAGACGCUGGCCAAGGCUCCUCUGGCGGCGCCGCACGUCGACGCGCUGUGGUACAAGAUCGAUCCGCAUUAUGCUCCUCCCGAGUUUUGCGCCGACCAGCCGUCAGUGACGUCGCCGUGGGCGGCCAAGUACGGCUGCUUCCUGCUCAAUCACAACCCGCUCUCCGAGGCGCGGGCGUACAACUCGUCCGACGACGUGCUGGCCUUUAUCCGCAACCCGGCGUAUGCGGCGUACUUUGGCCCGGCCGCCGACCAGCCGGUGACCAUUGCCUGGUGCUUCAAGAUCGACGGGUUUGCGCCGUGCGACGGCUCUCCUCGCGCGGAAGCCUUCCUUGGCGCCUUUGGUGAGCUCUUUGACGCUCUCGUUGCGCUGGAGAUCGACCCGCGGUUCUCGGUCUCGUUUGUGCUCGAUGGAUCGGGUGUGCCCAGCGAGGGCGCGACGUGCCUGGCACGCUUCACCAAUGCCUCACUUCCAGGCAAGCCGUUUCUACCUGCAACCUGGGCGUACGAUGUGCUCGGCUCAUCGACGCCGCUCGCUGCCGGCUUCUCCAACAACGCAUCCGCCGGCUACGAUCGCUUUGAGGUCUUUGAUGCCGCGGUCCCGACUCCCACCUACGUCGCCAUGGCCGAGCUCGGCUGGGGCAAGUUUGGCGCCAAUCCGUGGCCGCUACUGGUGUGGGAGCCGUCGGCGCAGGUUGUCAUCAAUGCAGUGGCCGAGCUGUAUGUUGCCCACGCUUCAGCAGGCCCGCCCUCCGGCCUCCGCUUUGCCAUCAACAUCGAUCCGCUCCAGUUUGCGCUCUACGUUGCCCCUCAGUCGGCCGUGGGCUACAUGGGCCAGCUCGCGCCGGACGCCGCGGCACCGUGGGCGCUGCUUGACGGCGCGCUGGUGUACACCAACCCGUCGGGUGUUGUCGAGGCCGCGCCGCUUGAUGGCCACGCGCUCGCUGGGCCAGCAAUAGCUGCCCCGAUAGGCGUGGCAGAGUGCGGCCGACUCGUCGGCGCAGGCGAGUCCGCUGCUCUCUUUGAGCGCUGCAUGGUCAGCAUCUCGACAACGACUGGCAUGUUGGCAUGGGGCAACGUCACUGCGUUGCGCCCAGGGCCGUCCGGGUGCCAGGUCAUCGGCGGGAGUGAGGCACUCCUUGUCUACGUCUGCGACUCGGGCGCAAGUGCUCUCAUCGUCGACGUUGCAUCAGGAGCCGAGGCCAAGUUUGCGGCGCCUACAGGCGAGACCAUUUCUGCCAAAGGUGGAGGCAGUGGCUGGCGCGCGUCCGACGGUGGGUACGGACUCGUUGUUGGCUCGGCCUCGCGGCGCAUUCUAAUGGGCGUGGCUAUGAGCGCCGGCACGAGCGGGCAGCUGGCGGUGAUCGGCGCAGGCAGCCGGCCGCGGGCAGCGGCGCGGCCCGCCGGCGAGUGGGUGGUGGUGGUGGCGACCGACGGAUGGUGCUGGAACUCGAACGAGCACAACAAAGCCACGUCGCCGGCGACGUGUGACUUUGUCCCGAGUGCCACGCCCAACGUCCUCAACUACUUGCUUGUUCCGACCGCGGCCGAGUCGUUGGACGCGAUCCUUGCGCGCGGCAAGGUGCUCACGCCUUGCACACCCGGAGUCAUUGUCGGCUCGCUUGGCUCGGGCAGCGCGCCAGCGGUGGCGGUGACGCCCAGCAGCGAGGUGCUGACGUUGUUUGGCGGCCUGCCGGCCAACACACCCGACGUCGGCAGCUGCGGCUUGCCCGACUACGCCUCUGGCGCGCUUGUGGCGCAGUGGCCGUGGCGCGUUUAGUCUUGCUUAAAGCCCGGUCUCGAG
Thecamonas trahens ATCC 50062 is the source of this 1944-nucleotide messenger RNA. RefSeq lists its product as uncharacterized. Bases 1 to 1920 code for a protein of 639 amino acids. The record is from RefSeq and is a predicted model, not a curated record. NCBI's taxonomy places the organism in Eukaryota, Apusomonadida, Apusomonadidae. The transcript has a single exon.